Messenger RNA from Penaeus chinensis, 2225 nucleotides. RefSeq names its product cellular tumor antigen p53-like. The coding region runs from base 167 to 1501 and encodes 444 amino acids. The record is from RefSeq and is a predicted model, not a curated record. The transcript has 10 exons. Gene Ontology annotation, cellular component: nucleus. Gene Ontology annotation, biological process: regulation of transcription by RNA polymerase II; apoptotic process. Gene Ontology annotation, molecular function: DNA-binding transcription factor activity, RNA polymerase II-specific; RNA polymerase II cis-regulatory region sequence-specific DNA binding. Lineage: Eukaryota; Metazoa; Arthropoda; Malacostraca; Decapoda; Penaeidae.
AGCAGUGGCCAUGUUGACACCGAACAAUGACGUCAUCUUCAGUCGAGGAGAAACCAGUGAUGUCGGUGAAAGUGUCGGAUUCGUAGACCCCCAAAACCCUGCCAAGAAACGCCCUCGGAAAGGAUUUUAAAAUUAGUAACAUCGACGCACACUCAAGCAGGGCGGGAUGCAGCGGUCGGACUCCGAGCUGCUGUUCGGCGAGGACGAGUAUCACCUGCUCAGGGAUGACUCUCUCCUGCAGCGCAUCGGCUCCACUAACUUCCACACCCUGCUGGAGACCGCAGACAUUGUUGCUGUGCCGGAACUGAAAGAGGAGGAUGAACAGCAGCAACAACAACAACAACAACAACAACAACAGCAGCAACAACAACAGCCUGUUCCGCAGCAAGUGGCUUACCCUAUCCAGAAUAUUGAUAACCAGCUGAUCCUGGCGAAUCCCCACAUCCACGGAGAUAUUUUUCAAACUGUUCAAGUGCAGCAGCCAGUUCAACAGCAGCUGCAGCAGCUCCAGCCGGGACAGCAAAUUCCGUGGGAUUCUCUCCAGACUCUGGACACGGAAAAUGUGGAAGUGUUGCCAACCAGCAAUGUGUCAGUGGGUGGUGUAUCAGCUGCCAUUGCCUUGAUCGAAGGCUCCACCACUUCCUGCCUGGCUGACUCAACUCUGGCACACUCAGUGCCAUCACUCCAGCCAUGGGCAGGUCGUCACAAAUUCGGCAUAUCCCUCCCAACUGGCAACAAAGAUCGCAACAAGUGGUGCUACAGUCAGGAUCUGGGCAAGCUCUACCUGUGCCCAAAUGUUGCUGUACCAGUGAAUGUUACGUUGGACGACUGGGUGAAUGCCAACAUCACCAUGACACCAGUGUUCAAACAAAGCUGCCACCGCACAGACCCAGUGAACAGGUGCUACAACUGUAAGAGUAUUCAAAACUGUGAUCCAAACUUGGCUGAGCAUUUAGUGCAAGUCGAGGGUGAAGGCUGUGAGUAUAACUUCAUCAAUGACAGAUACAUGGUCACUGUGCCCCUCCGCCCUCCGCCCCCAGGGGAGGUAUCUUCUACGCUCCUGAUCAAGAUUAUGUGUCUCACUUCAUGCGUUGGAGGCCCCAACAGGCGUCCAUUCUGCAUUGUUCUCACUCUUAGAAACUCUGUUACUGGUGAAGAGAUCGGCAGGCAGGUCCUGGACAUUAAGUGCUGCAAGUGUCCAUCCCGUGAUCUUACUAAUGAUGAGAAAAGCAGGACUCCCACAGCCCCUGCUGCCCCAUCAGUCGAUGAGGAAAAACGGACAAAGGUAAGAAAGCUGGCUACAGAAAUUGCCGUCGGCCAGAAGCGCAAGAGACCAAAGAUCAAACUAGAACCAGGAACAGACUCCCGAAUGGUCAAUAUUGCUGUCCCAAUUGAGUACGAGGCUGAAGUGAAGUCUUACAUCAACAAGCUCAUUGCUGCUGAUCUAAUCAAGAAGUGGCAGCCUGACGCACUCUUGUAUCCUGAAGAGGAGAGUAACUAAGGUACAACUGAUAUUUUUUGUUGAUAUUUUUAUCUAUAAGUAACUGAAACCUGUCAACGCUGGGUGAUCUGCGAGGAAGAAUUCUACACAAUUAUAAAUUUACAAUUGCUACUGGAUCGAAUUUUACAUUAAGAAUUUCACAGUUGUUAUACUAGAUGAGUGUUGAUAAGACUUUACAUAUUGCAUUUCUUGAAGGAGCUGUUUUUCUGUUAGGUAAUAAUAUUGUAUAUUUAAGUUUUUACAUACCAGUGUUUAUGAUGGAAGAAGUUUAGUUUAGGUAUGCAUAUUUCACUUUAAACCACUGUCCAUAACUUGUACUCAAGUAUAUUUUGUUUUCCUUAAAAAGAGAAUGUCAUAUUUUUUUUAUUUUUUUUUUUCCACAAAACAUUCCGGUUUAUUAGAAAUUUGUGAUUAAAAACACAUAGUAUGUAAGUGCAUGAGAAAGUGAUGUUGAGUGUAAUUCCAAAGCAAAUAUGUGUAUUGGUGUUUUUGUACCUUAACAGUAAUGUUGUCUCAUGUAAAAAUAAAACUUUGCUUUGGAAUACAGUGAUUGUUUUAUAUUAGUCAAAUAGAACAUUUACUUCAUUGAUUAGGUCAGAGAAAAUAUUAUAUAAAGUAGUUAGGUAGGUAGGUACCAGCAAAUACACAAUAUGUUUUGACUGUCAAUUCUUUAUUCUUGCUAUGAUCAGUGUCUGUAUAUUAUUUUGAAUAAAGGUUGACAAUA